This is a messenger RNA of Labrus mixtus (cuckoo wrasse), 1603 nucleotides long. Its product is annotated as OX-2 membrane glycoprotein-like. Bases 130 to 990 code for a protein of 286 amino acids. The transcript has 6 exons. Gene Ontology annotation, molecular function: cell-cell adhesion mediator activity. NCBI's taxonomy places the organism in Eukaryota, Metazoa, Chordata, Actinopteri, Labriformes, Labridae. The record is from RefSeq and is a predicted model, not a curated record.
CAUAUUAUAGACAUCAGUUGCACCUCUUGGCCACUAGAGGUCUCUGUUGAUCCAGAUUUUAACCAACACGUGCGGCUCUCUGUACUUUCAUCACUUUCACUUUAGUAUGGUGGUGGGUGAAAGAAAGAUAUGGCGCAGCGUGCACUUAUUCUCUCUUUAUUUGUGCUGACAGUCUCUCAGAAAACUCCAGCAGCUCUGAUACAAACUCAGCACACUGUGAUGGCAGCAGUGGGAGAGCAGGCCUACUUAAACUGUCAGCUCAUGAAAUCUAAGGACGUUCAUCAAGUCACCUGGCAGAAGAUUCUACCUGACAGAGAGAGUAAUGUGGCUACCUACAACAAAUAUUCCAAGAAACUGGUGAACGCAGGUUUUCAAGGUAAAGUGGAGUUAAUUGAUGCUGGACUGCAGAACAGCUCCAUCCUGAUCAGGGAGGUGACGGAGGAGGAUGAAGGCUGCUAUCGCUGCAUGUUUAACACCUACCCUGAUGGAGCUCUCAUUGCUACAACCUGCCUCAAACUCUACGAGCUGCAUGGACCCGUUCUUCACGUCAGUGAAUCAAACUUUCCUGAAGAGGUCGUUGUCACCUGCUCGGCUACGGGUCGACCCGCUCCCACUGUCACAUUAAACGUCCUGAAUCAAAAACUCAACGUUUCUAUAGACAGUUUCAAAAACACAAACGGUACGGUCACUGUUAACACUACAUGUUUGCUGAUGCGUAGCUAUGACAACAGCACACAGGUUCAAUGUGAAGUUCAAGUGCCCUCCGUUCCUCUGAAGAAGGACUCUGUGAUGAUUCCUGCAGCCCAGCUGUCGUCUGAAGAUGGUUCAAAGGUCGACACUGGAUCUAAUGACGCUGAUAUUACUCUGGUCAUCGCAGCUGUUGUGACAGUCUCUAUCUCUUUAGUGGUUCUUCUGUGGUUUCUGAGACGAAAACAACUGAACAGAACAAGGAGGAUCCUGAGGAGAUCAAAACACCGCUACCUACUGUGAAACCUCACAUGAACAGAACGCCUUUAAUGCAUCAACAGAACGAGCAGGAGGACCUGAGGCAGCAGACACCUUCUGCUGACAAGAUGAUCGACUUCAAACAACAAGCUUCAUCUCGGACACCAAGGUGUAAACAAAAGCUAAAUCUUUAGUAAUGCAGAAACACACAAGGUGACAAAGUGAAGAAGAGUGACUUCAACAUAUCAGUCCAGAUGUGGCAGCAUGUUAGAGGACACACAUCUGUGUCUGUUGAUGAGUGUUAAGUCCAGCAGAUUCUCUUUUGAAUCCAUAUGAUGCAUUUGCUGCCUUUUUUAUGCAUCUCUUGUUUAUACAUUUUGAUAUAUUUUUUAAAUACAUUUAAAUUCUGCAGCUUCAAUUUUUAUUUAUUUCUUCAUGAUUCUUCAAACCCAAAAAUGAACUUACCAUGGACCAGUAGUUUACUCUAAUGUUUGUUAUCUUCACUAAUACCUGAAAUAACAAAUCAGAAUUUAUGUAUGUUACAUUCCUAUUUUAUUACCCCUGUUGCCAUGGCAUAUGAUGCAUUUGCUUCCUUUUUUAUGCAUCUCUUGUUUAUACAUUUUGAUAUAUUUGUAAAUAAAUACAUUUAAAUUCUGCA